AUCAGCAAACGGAGAAUGUGGAAGUAUCUGGUGCUCUUUGGGGGUCUCUGCCUCUUUGGCUGCAGUGUGGCACCGUGUCAGGGCUACACCACUCGCUGUGUGCGGAGCCUGCCCCUGCCGCUCUAUCAUUUCAUACCCGUCCGCCUCUACACGCCGCAGACGCUGCUCGAGGGCCUGAAUCACGAGGAUCUGCAGCGGGAGCGACGACAGCAGCAGAUCGUACAGGAGGUCAUUCUGGAGAAUAAUUUUGGAGGCGGUUUUGGUGGUCCAUCGUUCGGCCCUCCCCCAUUCGGGCGUCCUCCGUUCGGAGGAGGAGGCUUUGGGCCCGGCAGAUUCGGACCUGGUCGUGGCUUUGGCGGUGGUUUUGGUGGCUCCUUUGGCGGAGGCUUUGGCGGUUCAUUUGCUCGUAGCUACAACCAGGAGGAAGAGAAGCUGCCAGUCCCACAAUAUAGUUCCCCUGCUACCCCAAGUGCUCCGGCGUACAGUGCUCCUGCUCCAUGUGCUCCUCCUGCUGCUCCAAGUGCUCCUGCUCCUCCUGCUCCCAGUGGCAUACCAUCGCCGGAAUGUCCAAAGAACUAUGUGUUCUCCUGUGAGGCGGUCAUCAAGCCCGUUCCCUGUGCUGCUUCCAGCUCUUGUGGUUAUUGAGAGAAACAAAGGACUGACUAAUAAAACAAGAGAUGUUAACGACAAA
Molecule: messenger RNA, 691 nt
Organism: Drosophila persimilis
Lineage: Eukaryota; Metazoa; Arthropoda; Insecta; Diptera; Drosophilidae
Gene: Vm26Ac
Product: zinc finger X-linked protein ZXDB
Exons: 1
Coding region: 16-645 (209 amino acids)
Source: RefSeq, a predicted model, not a curated record